AGAUAUUUAUUUGUAAUGUUCUUAUACUAAUAAGAAUUACUCCCUUGAGGCGCGAGAAAAUGGCCGCCACCAUGGUUAGAAGGCUAUGUAAUAAAUGGAAUUACAUAUUUUUGAAUUUCAAACAAUUAAACAAUGGGCAUCAGCAGACAUUGAUUAACCAAGUAAGACUUCUCUCUCUAGAAUCCAAUCACAAUGGGCAGUCUAAAGAGGGUGCUCCUCCUCUGCCUAACCUUCAGAAGCCCAAGUUUCCAUCCAAUGUUUUCUUUAUGUAUCUAAGCCAAGUAGCCCCAGAUAUGCAAAAGAAAAACCCAGGUAUACAAAGGAAAGAACUUAUCAGUAAAAUUGCUAAAAUGUGGAAAGAACUUGACCCUGAAGUAAAAUCUCAACUGUCAAUACAAAGAAAGGAAAUGUUGGAAAAAUACAAACAAGAUAUGAAAACGUUUCUAGAAAACAUAACCCCAGAUCAAAUUUCUCAACUGGAAACAAAGAAAUUAAAGAAUACAGCUAGGAAAAAGAAACUGGAGAGGAAAUCAUUAGGUCAUCCAAAAAAGCCUGUUGGUGCAUUCGGAAAUUUUGUCCGUGAGAAAUUUUCAGAGCGUACAGAUGAACCAGUAGCACAAUUCUUUAAACACAUCUCAGACCAGUGGCAUACAAUGAGUGAUAAAGAAAAGGAACCAUAUGUGAUAAAAGCCGAAGAAGGAAAAGCCAGUUACAAAGAGCAAAUUAAAAAUUGGGAAAAGGAGAUGAUGUCAUUAGGGAGAUUUGAUCUCGUUAGGAAGGGCUCAUUGGUGGAGCUUACUCAGCCCAAGACCAGAAAAAAUACCAGACGAAACAAACCAACAAUUGAAGAAGAUGAGAAAAAAUGAGAAGUGAAUCAUUUGUUAUACUCCAGUGAUUCUAAGCAUUGUUAUGAAAUGCCCAAAUGCCUCAAAUUUAUCUGCUUGAAAUCAUGGUACAAAAUAGUUUGUGAAGUGUGUCUUGUUUUGUUAACUGAGGUUGAUGACCAUUUCAAAUAACAUUGAACCAGAUUCCAUCACUUCAAAUGCUGAAUACCUUUUUUGUAUUAAUGUACCCCAGUCAUAAUGUGUACUCUUACAUUUGUGCUUGUUAUUGUGUUUCAAGCCAUAUCUGUAACAGCACAUUGAAAGAUCAGAUGUAUAUAUUUAUAUAUAGAUGUAGUAUUACCUUUAUCAUCAUUUUGCUUUGAUGCAUUUAUCACCUCUUUAACAUAAUGCAUGUGUAGAUUUAAAUAUGAUCUGUGAGCGGGCAUGUUUGAAUUGGUUUAGAUUUGAGUCCUAGUUAGACUGAGUGAAUCAUUUUAUUUGAAAUAAUAAACAGAGCUUUAUCAUCA
Messenger RNA from Biomphalaria glabrata, 1351 nucleotides. RefSeq names its product transcription factor A, mitochondrial-like. Lineage: Eukaryota; Metazoa; Mollusca; Gastropoda; Planorbidae. Gene Ontology annotation, molecular function: transcription cis-regulatory region binding. The record is from RefSeq and is a predicted model, not a curated record. The coding region runs from base 60 to 866 and encodes 268 amino acids. The transcript has 7 exons.